UAGUUUAAUUCUGAGGGCAAUCUGAUUUCCAGGCUCUUAGAGGGAAACUGACUGCAGCCCCUAUGUGCUGUCGAUACUUAAUUAUAACAGUAAUAUCUAAUAAUACUAAUUCAUGCUGAUUCCUACACAUUUUUACAUCUUUUGUAAAAAAACAUAUGCAAUAAUUAACUCAGUAUUUUAGAGAGACUCACUUAGCUUUUUCCCAUUAGCUAAGCUCAUCUUUCUACUAUUUUAACAUACUAUUUGUGUCUCUGUUUUGAAUUUUUUAUGGCAUUUCUCAUGUCUGAAAAUGUCAUAAUUAUCACUAACUUCUUUGACACUUCUGCAAUUUCCAAGGCACUCUCCUUUACACUAUUUCAUUCAAUGUCCCCAACACUCCCAGGAGGUAGGAAUUAGAUCAUUUUACAGAUGAAGAAAUCAAGACUCAGUGAAGUCAGGUGUCUUAUAGCUAGUUAGGUUUUGUUCAUUCAUUCAUCAAAUAUUUAUUGAGUGCCUGAAGUGAGAUUUAUUCAGGCUGGAUUUGGAAACAGUUAUCCUGAAUUCAUGUUAAGGGCUAUUCCAGUAUUCUUAACACCUUUAUCAUCAGUCAUACACUCAAAGGAAAGAAAGAAUAAUAGUGUUGAUUAUAUUCUUGAAGAUUCCUGCGACACAAGUCUCCAAAAAGCUCCAAGGUCAUUUAUAAAAUUCAAGGUAACCACCAGCAAGAGCAGUUUCAUCUCUCUCAGUGCUUACAUCUAACCCAUUGGCUCAGUGUAGAUAAUUCAUUCACAGAUUUUGGAGCUACUCAAAUUGAGUUUUGACACUUGCGAGCUGUGGGACUUUGAUCAAGUUACUUAACCCUUUUGAGCAUCAGUUUUAUCUGUAAAACAAACACUAAUGCCUCGGGACCAACUAGUUGUAGAGAUUAAAGAGAUAAGGUAUGAAAGAGAUGUAAUGCUCAUGGGGUUUUCAAUUGUCUUAAUGGAAGUUUUUCAAAUGAGAAAAGCAGUGUCUAUGUCGACGUAAGGUUACACGCUAAUAAUUCUUGGGAGGUGCUGUUCUUUACUCCGGAGUAUAUAAUUUUACAGUUUUGGUGUAAAUCCCCUUUUACGGUACCGGUAACUAUCUUCUUUAGGGGCGCACGUAAUCUAGCAAUCCCAUGUCGUCCUUCGUACCCCAGCUUUCUUUCCUCCCAAAUUAAAAAAAACCCCAAAACACAAAAAACCCUAUUUCUUAACAUUCAAGUGUGCGCACCACAUCAAAGGCCCACAAGCGUAGAACGCCCUGUGGAGGUCACCAGGCAACGCCUCCGGAUCCUCUAGAAAGGGGUGGGGUCAGAAGGCUCUCUGAUCUCAUUCCUCCUCCCCAGGUUGUCGCCCCUUCUUAAUUCUCGCGAGACUUCAAACAACUCAGCUUCUGCGCAUUACAAGACACAGGGAGUCAAGGCGCCAAGGGAGGGGGAGGGGAAGGGGGGAGACGGUGCAAACGGCGUAGCCGCCAUCUUGUUUGUGCCCCCGUUUUGCGCGCGCUCCGUUCUCCGUGACGCACGCUUCCCCCUCCCCUCCGCCGUGCCCAGGCCUCUGCAUUGCCCGACUCCGCAGGAGCGCGCAGGCGGCUCCUGCUUUUCCCUGGACUCCUGAGCGGAGGCGUUUGUCAGAAUGUCCACAGAAGGAGGAUUUGGUGGUACUAGCAGCAGUGAUGCCCAGCAAAGCCUACAGUCCUUCUGGCCUCGUGUCAUGGAAGAAAUUCGGAAUUUAACAGUGAAAGAUUUCCGAGUACAGGAACUCCCACUGGCUCGUAUUAAGAAGAUUAUGAAACUGGAUGAAGACGUGAAGAUGAUCAGUGCAGAAGCCCCUGUGCUCUUUGCCAAGGCAGCCCAGAUUUUUAUCACAGAGUUGACUCUUCGAGCCUGGAUCCACACAGAGGAUAACAAGCGCCGGACUCUGCAGAGGAAUGAUAUCGCCAUGGCAAUUACAAAAUUUGAUCAGUUUGACUUUCUCAUCGAUAUUGUUCCAAGAGAUGAACUGAAACCUCCAAAGCGUCAGGAGGAGGUGCGCCAGUCCGUGACUCCUGCUGAGCCCGUCCAGUACUACUUCACGCUGGCUCAGCAGCCUGCCGCCGUCCAAGUCCAGGGGCAGCAGCAGGGCCAGCAGACCAGCAGCUCUGCGACCACCAUCCAGCCUGGGCAGAUCAUCAUUGCGCAGCCGCAGCAGGGCCAGACCACGCCCGUGACCAUGCAGGUGGGAGAAGGUCAGCAGGUGCAGAUUGUUCAGGCUCAGCCCCAGGGUCAAGCCCAGCAGGCCCAGAGCAGCACUGGACAGACCAUGCAAGUGAUGCAACAGAUCAUCACGAACACAGGAGAGAUCCAGCAGAUUCCGGUGCAGCUGAAUGCCGGCCAGCUGCAGUACAUUCGCUUAGCCCAGCCUGUAUCAGGCACCCAGGUCGUGCAGGGACAGAUCCAGACACUUGCCACCAACGCUCAACAGAUCACACAGACAGAGGUGCAGCAAGGGCAGCAGCAGUUCAGCCAGUUCACGGACGGACAGAGGAACAGCGUGCAGCAAGCUCGAGGCUCUGAGCUAACGGGAGAGGCAGAGCCCAGAGAAGUGAAAGCCACAGGAAAUGCAACUCCCUGCACCUCUUCCCCGCCCACCACACACCCCCCCUCACACCGGGCCGGAGCCUCCUGUGUCUGCUGCUCCCAGCCCCAGCAGAGCUCCACAUCCCCUCCUCCCUCCGAUGCCUUACAGUGGGUGGUGGUUGAGGUAUCUGGGGCCCCCAGCCAACUCGAGGCCCCUAGGGAGCUGCAUGCCCCUCUCCCAGGGGUGACCUCACUCUCUCCUCUCCACCCCUCGCAGCAGCUCUACCAGAUCCAGCAAGUCACCAUGCCUGCCGGCCAGGACCUCGCCCAGCCCAUGUUCAUCCAGUCAGCCAACCAGCCCUCCGACGGGCAGGCCCCCCAGGUGACCGGCGACUGAGGGCCUGAGCUGGCGAGGCCAAGGACACCCAACACAAUUUUUGCCAUACAGCCCCGGGCGAUGGGCACAGCCUCCCUCCCCAGAGGACCCGGCCGACCUCCGCGCCUCCUGCAGGGCUAGGACACUGGUGCACUACACCCCACGCCUGGGGGCCGAGAGUCUCCAACAGAAAGAUGCAAUAUUUUUUAUUUCCCUUUUUCCAUUUUUUCUCCAAGGAAUCAAUAUUUCAGUAUGUUGAGCUGUGUGUCCAAUGCUAUGAAAUGAAAAUAUUAAAUAACAUAUUUAUGGCAUUUUCUUGAAGAGUGUGGUUGAAGAAAUAUUUCUUUUGUUUUCCUUUUUUUUUUUUUUUUUUUUUUUAUUCUUACCGCCACUUCUUUUCAGGAGCAAAUCUCCUCAGGAGGGUACGUUACCUCCUGACUCUUGGAACAGCUGCUGCCCCCAGGAUUUGCCACCUCGUUCUGCCCUCAGAUUGAGUUAGGUGACCGCGUAGCUUCCUGUUCACUAGUGGUCCUCUCCCGCGACCCUGUGCUUCACCCAGAGCUCUGUGUGUUUGCACCCAGAGGCCAUGGAAACAUUCCUUGCAUUUAAGAGAUGAACUCAUUCGCCAUGGAGAGUGGAUGGUUUCAUUUCCAAACCCUUCUCUCCCAGGGACCCAAGGAGACUAGAACUUUGUGCAUUUGCCUGCCCCCACCCCCAUUUUUUAUUUUUAAAAUGCAUUAAAAAUUGUGCUAGUCUCCUUUGCUGCAUGGACUUCAAACUGCAUGAAAUGCAAUAAAUCUCAUUUU
Messenger RNA from Zalophus californianus (California sea lion), 3742 nucleotides. RefSeq names its product nuclear transcription factor Y subunit gamma (gene NFYC). The transcript has 10 exons. Gene Ontology annotation, biological process: regulation of DNA-templated transcription. NCBI's taxonomy places the organism in Eukaryota, Metazoa, Chordata, Mammalia, Carnivora, Otariidae. Gene Ontology annotation, cellular component: CCAAT-binding factor complex; nucleus. The record is from RefSeq and is a predicted model, not a curated record. Gene Ontology annotation, molecular function: protein heterodimerization activity; DNA binding; DNA-binding transcription activator activity, RNA polymerase II-specific. The coding region runs from base 1638 to 2957 and encodes 439 amino acids.